Molecule: messenger RNA, 1450 nt
Organism: Dinoponera quadriceps
Lineage: Eukaryota; Metazoa; Arthropoda; Insecta; Hymenoptera; Formicidae
Gene: Dysb
Product: dysbindin protein homolog
Exons: 6
Coding region: 461-1192 (243 amino acids)
Biological process (GO): negative regulation of protein kinase activity
Cellular component (GO): cytoplasm
Source: RefSeq, a predicted model, not a curated record
UGCGAAAGCGCAAAAAAAGUGUACUGUUGGCUAGAGUUAAUCCUUCAACAUCGAUUGACCUAACCUAACACGGGUCGUCCCUAACCUAACCCAACCUGAACUGUGGUAGUGUCUGAUGUCUCUCCUUUUUUAUCUCUCUAUCUCUUUUUUUUCUCAGAAAUAUUUAAUCAGACGAUUAAAUAGGAGAAAAUGGAAGAGAUCAAGGACAGGCCGUGAUUCACUCUCGAUUGAGGUUAAUUCACGCUGCAAUAUGAAGAGGCGGCGAUUAUUGUUAUCGCAAAAUAUAGACGUUCGUGCAGAGAAAAGAAUAUCAUGUGGCACUGUGUCGUGUGUGUACUCGAGGAUGACAGAUACCCUGAGAUAUUAAUUGACGAAGAAAGGAAACACUGUAAACAGCCGAGUCUGAGAUAUCGGGUCCGAAGGUAAUUAGUAACGAAUGUCCACCGCAAGCCUGUGAAGCAUGUUCGGAUCACUACGUAGCAAGUUUCAAACAGUGCAAGAAGGUAUAUCCGCUAGUAUACGGGGGCUGUCGAGUACCGAAAGCCCAAAGAGUAAAAAAUCAAUCAAUGUGCGGAAUGUAAAUUACGAUGCUGGUGCAGAUAUAUUGCAUCGCUUCCAGUUACAAUGGAACGAGCUUCACGAGCUCGCGGAAGAGAAUGCGGGGAAAGCUCAGGCGGCAGAUACACUGGUGUCCGGCAUUUACGAAAAGCUUCAGCAUGAGUGGAACAGUGUCACUUGUCUGAAUAGCACCCUAGCUUACAUUCCAAAGAUUAACAAUGCUAUUCAAGAUCUUAUGGACCAAAUAGGAAAUCUGCAAGAGAUGUUUGAGGAAGUUGAAGGGGCUUUAUAUCGACUGGAAGACCUCAAUGAAAUGUUAGAUUUACAAAAUAGACAGUUGGAACACAGGUUUCAGCUGGCUAUGUACAAAGAGAAGAAAUUGCUAGAAUUAAAUAAUUUUAAAGCAAAAUUAUCUAAUGAGCACAUUGAAAGAAUCUCGCAACACGAGUUGAAACAGCAAAAGAAAUUGAAAGAACGGCGGGAAACUUUCGAAGAGGUUUUCAAGGAAGAUCUUGAGGAGUACAAAGCAACUGGAUCUAUACCAAAGUUACCGCUUUCCCCACAAGGUCCUUCUUUGGAUGAGAUAGUGUUAGACAUUGAUACAAAAAUAUUUGACGAAUUUUUAGAUAAUUAGAAGCAAAGGGAUCACGAUGUGGAUGUCUAAAAAAGCGUUACUACAACUAUGCCCCUUAUUUCAAGAUCCUACACGUGAUGGAAAAUAAUUUUUUUACCACAUUUCUUACGAUUAGAUAUUAGGGCUGUGACCUGACAAUUCAAGUUUUUUAAUAUGAUAUAAUAGCAGAGUAUAAUUUUUUUUUAUAUAUAUAUAUAAAUGCUCCCAUGAUCUUGUAUAUACCAACGUCUAAACUCCUUUUGAAAAUUUAAUAGAACU